ACUAUUUUACUCAAUUAAUCUAUCUUCCCAAGGUCUUUGCAAGCUGAAACCAACUUUACUUUUCUUCCAAACAGAACACUUUCCUCUUCGUUACUGUCAAAGCUCUCACACACACACACACACUCUCUCUCUCUCUCUCUAACUUCAUUGUUUCUCUGAGCUUUCUCAAACAUCAAUUGGGGUUCUGGUGAAGAGAAAGGUAAGCCCUGUGAAACCCAUCUCUCCAUUUCUAACGGUCACUUUUUUUUUUUUUUUUUUUUUUUUUUUCUUUCUUUUCUGGAGAUGUUAGCUUUGAUUUUGUUCAUUUUAGUUCAUUUAAACUCUCAUGCUCUUGUGGGUUGUUUGAAUGAUGAAGGUUUUGCUCUUCUUUCAUUCAAACAGUCCAUUAAAGAAGACCCACAAAGGUCAUUGAACAAUUGGAACUAUUCUGAUGAAAACCCUUGUUCUUGGAAUGGUAUUACAUGCAUAGAACAAAGAGUUGUGUCUCUUAGUAUUCCAAAGAAGAAACUUUUUGGGAAUCUAUCUUCUGCUCUUGGAUCUCUAUCUGAGCUUAGGCAUGUAAAUUUAAGGAACAAUAAGUUCUUUGGAAGCUUACCUGUUCAGCUCUUUCAAGCUCAGGGGCUACAAAGUUUAGUUCUUUAUGGAAAUUCAUUGUCUGGGUCUAUACCAUCUGAGAUUGGGAAGCUUAAUUAUCUUCAAAACUUAGAUUUAUCACAAAAUUUCUUCAAUGGGUCACUACCUAGUUCUUUAAUUCAGUGCAAGAGAUUAAGAACACUUGAUCUCAGUCAAAACAAUUUCACUGGUUCUCUGCCUGAUGGGUUUGGGGCUAAUUUGGUUUCUCUGGAGAAACUCGAUCUUUCGUUCAAUAAAUUCGCUGGUUCGAUCCCUAAUGACCUGGGAAAUUUGUCUAAUUUGCAAGGAACAGUUGAUUUGUCUCACAAUUUGUUUAGUGGCUCAAUCCCAGCUAGCCUUGGAAACCUUCCUGAGAAGGUUUAUAUUGAUCUCACGUACAACAAAUUGAGUGGGGCAAUACCACAAAAUGGUGCUCUAAUGAAUAGAGGACCAACAGCUUUUAUUGGAAAUACUGGCCUUUGUGGCCCCCCAUUGAAGAACCCAUGUCCACCUGAUACUCCUGGUGCUAGUUCACCUUCCUCAAUUCCUUACUUGCCGAGUAACUACCCGCCAAAUGCUGGUGAUAAUGCCGGGCAUGGGAAUGGAAGAGGACUAAGCAAAACCGAUAUAGCCGUAAUUGUUGUGUGUGAUGUGAUUGGAAUUUGUCUUAUCGGGUUGUUGUUCUCGUAUUGUUACUCGAGGUUUUGCGCUGGUAGUAGAAAGGACGAGAACGGUUAUGUUUUCGCGAAGGGAGGGAAGGGAAGGAAGGAGUGUUUGUGCUUUAGAAAAGAUGACUCCGAGACUUUAUCAGAAAAUGUAGAGCAAUAUGAUCUUGUGCCACUUGAUGCACAGGUGGCAUUUGAUCUAGAUGAGCUUCUGAAGGCAUCUGCUUUUGUUCUCGGAAAGAGUGGGAUUGGGAUUGUGUACAAAGUUGUGCUUGAAGACGGCCUUACCUUGGCUGUGAGAAGAUUAGGGGAAGGAGGUUCGCAAAGGUUUAAAGAAUUUCAGACAGAAGUAGAAGCAAUUGGGAAAUUAAGGCAUCCUAAUAUUGUGAACCUCAGAGCCUACUAUUGGUCUGUUGAUGAGAAGCUGCUCAUCUAUGAUUACAUACCUAACGGAAACCUUGCGGUUGCAAUUCAUGGAAAGGCUGGAAUUGUAUCUUUUUCUCCACCAUCAUGGUCUAUUCGGUUGAAAAUAAUGAAAGGGACAGCAAAAGGGUUGGUUUAUCUACAUGAAUAUAGCCCCAAAAAAUAUGUCCAUGGAGACCUUAAGCCGAAUAAUGUAUUGCUUGGACCGAAUUUGGAGCCUCAUAUCUCUGAUUUUGGACUUGGGCGACUUGCCAAUAUAGCCGGAGGAACCCCAACCCUGCAAUCCAAUCGGAUUGCCGCUGAGAAACAGCACCAGAGGCAACAAAGCAAUGCAUCAGAAGCUAUGACAGCGAAUUCGGCCGCAAACUUGGGAUCCUAUUACCAAGCUCCCGAGGCACUGAAAGUGGUGAAGCCAUCACAGAAAUGGGACGUUUACUCGUAUGGGGUGAUCUUACUCGAAAUGAUUACCGGAAGAAUGCCAAUAGUCCAAGUGGGUGCCUCGGAAAUGGAUAUCGUUCAUUGGCUUCAGCUUUGCAUUGAAGAAAAAAAGCCACUUUCUGAUGUCUUGGAUCCAUAUUUAGCUCAAGAUGCUGAUAAAGAAGAGGAGAUGAUUGCAGUUUUGAAGAUUGCAAUGGCAUGCAUACAGACCAGCCCUGAGAGGAGACCGACAAUGAGGCAUGUCUCCGACGUUUUGGAGAGAUUGGCUACAUCAGAUGAAUGAAAAUUGCUACCUGGUUUCUAAAAUUCAGAUUAUGAAUGAAGCUUUAAGUUGCUGUCAAACUGAUUUGGGGUCUUGAGAAGAUGGUUUAAUUCGAAUUUCGGUGAAAAUAUGACAAUGGUGAAGCAGUCCAAGGGAAAAAGAAUUGCAUAAUAGUUUGGUGAAGAUAGAGUUCUUGACUUCAUUCAAUGUAGGAUCCUAUAGUUUCUCAUUGUAGAUGUGCUAGGCAAAGGUAGGUCUGCUGUAAGAGUGGGAGAUUGAAAUUGUUUGUGUGGUGCGUUGGCUGUUGUUAUAUAUAUGUGUACUGGAAGGUUGUCUUCUUCUUCUUGCUCUUAUUGUAGACCUUUUGUCUGCUUGUUGUUUUUCUUAUUUAUUGAAAUAAUUAUUUGUUUGUUGUU
This is a messenger RNA of Cornus florida, 2816 nucleotides long. RefSeq names its product receptor protein kinase-like protein ZAR1. Gene Ontology annotation, molecular function: protein binding; ATP binding; protein kinase activity. The transcript has 2 exons. Bases 283 to 2421 code for a protein of 712 amino acids. Gene Ontology annotation, biological process: protein phosphorylation. The record is from RefSeq and is a predicted model, not a curated record. Lineage: Eukaryota; Viridiplantae; Streptophyta; Magnoliopsida; Cornales; Cornaceae.